Molecule: messenger RNA, 942 nt
Organism: Xiphias gladius (swordfish)
Lineage: Eukaryota; Metazoa; Chordata; Actinopteri; Istiophoriformes; Xiphiidae
Gene: cavin4b
Product: caveolae associated protein 4b
Exons: 2
Coding region: 1-942 (313 amino acids)
Biological process (GO): regulation of gene expression
Cellular component (GO): caveola; cytoplasm
Source: RefSeq, a predicted model, not a curated record
AUGACAGACAAACCGGGCAUGCCGACGGGUGGCGGAGGCGGCGAUGACGCGGGAAACAUCAUGGCGUUACUGGAGCGCGUGGCGGGUCUCAUGGACAGCGUCCAGACCACACAGCAGCGCAUGGAGGAACGUCAGCUGGAGCUGGAGAACACGGUGAAGACCAUCCAGGCCGACGUCGUCAAGCUGACCAACGACCACGCCAACACCAGCUCCACUGUCACCCGGCUGCUCGAGAAGACACGCAAGGUCAGCCGCCACAUCAAGGAUGUCAGGGUGCGAGUGGAGAACCAGAACAUCAGGGUGAAGAAGGUGGAGGCAACCCAGGGUGACCUUCUGGCCAAGAACAAGUUCAGGGUGGUCAUUUAUCAGGGUGACCAGGAGGUGAAGGCCGUGACACCAGGCAACGAGCCAGCGGAGGCCAGCGGCAGCCGCGGUGCCAGAGCCGAGGUGGAACCGGACAAGUUCGACCUCCCUCCAGAGUCGGAUGAGGAAUACAUGGUGGUGGAGGAGGCAGACUCCUCGGCGGCCGGCCGGAUGAAGAAGACGGGCUUGACGCGCAUCGAGAGCUUCAAAGCCACCUUCUCCAAGCAGAACAUGAACAAGACCCGCGAGAACCUGGGAAGCAAGGUCAACAAGCUCGGCGAGCGCAUCGUGACGGCAGAGAGGCGCGAGAAGAUCCGCCAGUCCGGCGAGAGGCUGAAGCAGUCGGGCGAGAGGCUGAGGGAGACCAUCACCAAGAGCGUCCCCGCCAAGCUCAACCUGAAGAAGGAGAGGACUGUGGCGGAGGGCCAGGAAGGAGCCGAGGGCGCCACGGAGGGAGCCGUGCCCGUCCCUCCUCCCAAGGGCCGCAAAGGCAGCCCGGACGCCGCCAAGGCAGCCGCCGACGAGGGCAAGGCGGAGGAGUCCGAGGUGCCGAUGUAUGACAUGAAGCAGCUAUCGUAA